ACCAAGUGAAAAACUCUUGCGACACUCUUUAAGUCUUAACUCUUAACUCUCUAUAGGACCGUUUAAUUAAAACCCUGAAGCCUAACUAACCUCUAACAAGGGUUUCGCAACAGUAACCAGAAACGCCGCAAAGUCAAAACCUUUAUCAGACCCUUUAAUUUUCCGGCGAUCUUGAAAUCGUGGGUCAUCUCAGAUGAACUCAAUUCAACGUUUCUCGUUGACAACACAGCGUGGAAAAAGACUAAGCGUCGUCAAGUCAUGUGUACGACAUUUCUGCGGAAGAGACGUCGUAAUAAAAGACGAAGGAGACUGGUUUUACUCGCCGGAAUGGUGGGAUCCUCAAGACGGUGGUUACACAGUCUCACGAGCUGUCUCCAAUAAAGGAAACGGCGUCGUUUCUGUCGUCGCCCACCCUUCUUCUCUCCCUAGUAGAGAUUCAUGGGGAGAAACUGAGAAAUGGUUAGAGAAAAGGUAUAUGGAGAUUAUUCCAAGAGAUACAGAGGAGAAGAAUGGGAGGUUUAAUGUACUUGGAUAUCAAUGGCGAUCGCUUCGGUUUAACGAUGAUACUAGACAAAGCACUGUGAAAGUUAUGGCUGCUUGUAGAACAUUGCAACCAAGUUCUGUUUUUUAUAUGCAACAGCCUCAUUGUCUUGCUGUUCCAUAUCUGAAGAGUAUGGUUUCAGUUGGAUUGACUUCUCUUGCAGCUUCUAAAUUUGAUAUGAGGAGUGUAGCUAUUGGGGACAAACAAAUGCGUGUGUUAUGUAUCGGUCACGGUGGAGGAAGUUUACCGUUGUUUAUAGCUAAACACAUUCUUGGUGCUGUUGUUGACAUAGUUGAGCUAGACCCACUUGUUAUCUCAGAGUCGGUUCGAGCAAUGGGCUUUCCUGCAUUCUCUGUGAUGACAGCAACUGGGAAACGUGUGUUACCAACUCCUGAAAUUAUUGACCAAGUGAUGUGGGGAGGGAUCCAUGAGAGACUCUCCUUAUACGAAUCAAAAGCUGAGGAUUUCAUUCUCAGGAACCAAAGUAAUACUUAUGACUUGAUCUUCAUGGAUGCUUAUGAUGGAGCAGACAUCUUUCCCCAUAGUCUGUGGGAUUCCAGUUCUGUGUUUAUGAAAGCUCUGAGCAAAACACUUCACCAUGAGCAUGGAACUCUGGUGGUGAACCUUCACUCUGAUGCAGACAUCUCUGAUAUAGACAGAUCAAAUGAAGGUGUAACAACGGGGAAGUAUGUACGGAAAGUUGGUAAAGCCUAUAAAAAGGGUUUAUUAGAGAAUGAGAGGAAUGGUCUGGUGUUUGCUUGUGAAGUGCCAUGGCUAUGUAAUGUAUCGCUGGUGGUGAGCAGAGGGAUGGGGUCAGAGGGAAGAGAUAGAGAGAAAACCAAGAGUAAUCUAAUGAAGACUUCACUAGAAGUGGACCGAGUCCUGCGUCUGCCUUUCUCUUGCUUGGAUUAUCUGAAAACUGGUCUUGCCAUCAUAUAAAUUGAUCUCAGGAAUUGAGGUAUGUCUUAAUAUAUUUUUUGCGCGUAUUAGGCAACAUGCAACACUAUAGGAUGCUAUAAUAAAAACACACCAAACCUUGUGAUAUGUGUCUUGAAUAUGAUUUACUUGGUGUCAAAGACCCAUUUGUUCUACACUUGAGGUUACAAUAGAAUCAUGUUGUGGUUCCAUAUAAUCAUACAAGAGUCGUCUCGUCCAUUAUGUGUAGCUUGAACGCGAUAAAGCCAUGGUCCUCCAAAGAGAAGUUGAUCUUCCUCUUCUUCCAUGUUGACUACAUAGCAUGUAACUUUGUCCUUAUAGAAAUCUCCGAUUGAGACAGGGACUCUACACGUCUCCUCUGCGACUUUAUCCUCUCUUCUCGUUGCCAUAACCCUAACAGAUGGAUAUUUUUUCAGCGUCUUGAGUUUCAACUGCUUCACUAAACCUUUUGAAAUGAUGUUGUUUCCGCCGUAGAGGACCAAUCUGCAGGCUUCGUCGUUGAUAACACAUUGUGUGCGGAAAACAAAAUCUGGUUUCCAGUCAAAGAAGUUUGUUAUUGUAUUACUACUACCUUGUUGAGUUUGUUGAUCAUGAUGAUGAUUGUCUUCUUGAUGCAGUAAGAUCGCGGAAACCUCGAUAGGAGUCAUGUUUCUCGCAUUCCAAUCUGUUGGUUGCGGUCUCCAUUGGGAGGACUCAUUAGUAGCAGUAUCUUCUUGUUGAAUUCUUAUUAGGGUUUGCUCCAUCUCCUCAAACCGUCUUUCGAUGUUACUCUCAAUAUCCAAGGCUUGUAUUUUACUGCUUCUGUCUUCGGCCAUUGUGUUGCCUGGAGGUUAAUCACUUGAUUUUGUGCUUUGUGACACAAAAUUUUGAAAAUUUCCUGAAACCUGAAAGUUUGUAAAUCAGCUGAUUGUUUGAUGUAGUUCAUAAGAAAAUCUUUUGGAAUAAUUCCUAAACUAUUUUUAAAUAGAUAACUACGAUUAAUAAAAAAAUA
Arabidopsis thaliana (thale cress) is the source of this 2468-nucleotide messenger RNA. Its product is annotated as S-adenosyl-L-methionine-dependent methyltransferases superfamily protein. The transcript is spliced from 4 exons. The record is from RefSeq and is marked reviewed. The coding region runs from base 194 to 1480 and encodes 428 amino acids. NCBI's taxonomy places the organism in Eukaryota, Viridiplantae, Streptophyta, Magnoliopsida, Brassicales, Brassicaceae.